AGCACAUUUCCAGCAAGCAAGCAUCAAGGCAUCCCUGCAUCGACCACACUAUCUAGCAAGCAUCACCAUCUGCUAGAAUGGCCGCCUACUACAACGGCGGCAGGACCAUGUCCUACUCCAACAACGACGGGUGCUACGACGGCGGCCGGACCAUGUACUCCAACACCAGCGAGGAGUGCUACGAAGCCCCCAAGCACGGCCACGGCCACGACCACGGUCAUGGCCACGGCCACGGCAUGACCAACAUGUACUCCAACACCACCACCGACGAGUGCUACGACGCCGGCAGGAACGGCCGUGGCGGGAUGAACAUGUACACCAACACCACCGACGUCGAGUGCUUCGAAGGAGGCAGGCACGGCCACGGCCAUGGCCACGGCGGCGGUCAGACCAUGUACUCCAACACCACCGAGGAGCAGUGCUACGGAGAGCAGGGGCAGCAGGGGUACUACAAGAAGGAGGAGAAGACGCACAAGAACCGGGAGCGCAUGGGCGAGGUCGGCGCCCUCGCCACAGGCGCCUUCGCGCUGUACGAGGGUUACGAGGUGAAGAAGGACCCCGCGCACGCGCAGAAGCAUAAGAUCGAGGCCGGUCUGGCUGGGGCGGCGGCGCUGGGCGCCGGCGGUUACGCGUUCCACGAGCACCGCGAGCAGAAGCAGGCCAGCUACGGCGGCGGGGCGCACCGCCAGGAGUACAGGAUGCCCGUUCAGAACCACUACUGCAACUAAGCAAUCAUGCAACCAACGUCGUCGAUCGAUCGUAUCGGCCGGCGAAGAGCAUGGAGGCAUGAGCAGCUACUAUGUAGUAGUACGUAUAGACUCCAAUAAGAUAGAGCGUCAUGCCGGCAUGUGUUUCCUAAUUUCGGCUUACUUGCAAUAAGCUAGCUGCAUGCGUGCGUGCCACUGAUCACGUGCGUACUGCUGUGUACUCUGUACAUGUGCGUCUGGGAUAGUACGGUCGCGUAUAUUUAUACUACGUGUGUG
Messenger RNA from Lolium rigidum, 983 nucleotides. RefSeq names its product probable zinc transporter protein DDB_G0282067. Lineage: Eukaryota; Viridiplantae; Streptophyta; Magnoliopsida; Poales; Poaceae. The record is from RefSeq and is a predicted model, not a curated record. The transcript has 2 exons. The coding region runs from base 78 to 728 and encodes 216 amino acids.